Postia placenta MAD-698-R-SB12 is the source of this 1071-nucleotide messenger RNA. RefSeq lists its product as hypothetical. Gene Ontology annotation, molecular function: aspartic-type endopeptidase activity. Bases 1 to 1071 code for a protein of 356 amino acids. The transcript has 6 exons. The record is from RefSeq and is a predicted model, not a curated record. Gene Ontology annotation, biological process: proteolysis. NCBI's taxonomy places the organism in Eukaryota, Fungi, Basidiomycota, Agaricomycetes, Polyporales, Adustoporiaceae.
AUGAAGGGGACUUCCACUAGUAGUGUCGACAUCGUACUCCCAGUCCCCACAUCCCCAAUCUCCACAUCCCAAACCAGUAGCCCGAUAACGAAGCCCACCCAGCCCACAAGCCUCCAGUCGGAGCCGCUCAUUGACAAUGACAGCGGGCUGCUGUGGACAGGCUCAAUUGAGAUUGGGACACCUCCGCAGAGUUUCAUUGUUUGCUUCGACACAGGCUCGGCCGACCUGUGGGUUGCGUCGUCUCAGUGCAACGGGUGCGAUGCUCAAGACACUUACGAUGCGUCGUCCUCGUCGACAAGCCAGGAACAGCAAGGCACUUUCCAAAUUUCAUAUGAAGGUGGCCAGGAUGUCACCGGGCCGAUCUAUACGGACACUGUGAGCGUCGCAGGCGUGAAUGUCAGUGGGCAGUAUUUCAGCCCUGUAACGCAAGCAUCAGACAUGAGCAAUGAAUUCCCGCUGGAUGGCAUCUUGGGCAUGGGGUGGCCUCAGUUGUCCAAUCUCCAGCAGGACCCAUAUUUCUUCAGCGCAAUCUCGCAGAAUGCUGUGCAGCAAGGCGUAUUUGGGUUCUACCUCGCGGCGAACAACUCAGAACUGUACCUUGGUGGAACGGACUCCACGCUUUACACGGGCUCGAUCGAGUAUCAUGCUCUCGCCUCUGAUUCUGAAGGCUGGUGGCAGAUUGCCAACGCGAGUUUCCUUGUGAACGGACAGUCAGCCGCAUCCGGCUUUGAGACCAUCAUUGAUUCUGGCUCUACAUUUAUGUACGCCCCGGUGGAAGCCGCCGCACAGGUGUACGGGACCAUCGAGGGCGCGCAGCAAACUGAGGAAGGAUUCUACAUGUUCCCGUGUAGUUCGGCUCCCACGGUCGCUUUCAGCUGGGGUGGCAAUAACUGGGAGAUCCCUGCGGACAGCUUCAACUUGGGCGAGGUCGAAGAAGACUAUUGUUUGGGCGCGCUCAUAUCUGCUGAUAUGGGUACCAAUGCGUGGACGGUCGGUGAUGUAUUCUUGACGAACGUCUACAGCGCGUUUUCGGUAAACCAAAGUGCCGUGGGCUUCGCUACCCUGGCUUGA